Messenger RNA from Neltuma alba, 1083 nucleotides. RefSeq names its product putative GPI-anchor transamidase. The record is from RefSeq and is a predicted model, not a curated record. The transcript is spliced from 10 exons. Gene Ontology annotation, cellular component: GPI-anchor transamidase complex. Gene Ontology annotation, molecular function: GPI-anchor transamidase activity. NCBI's taxonomy places the organism in Eukaryota, Viridiplantae, Streptophyta, Magnoliopsida, Fabales, Fabaceae. Gene Ontology annotation, biological process: proteolysis; attachment of GPI anchor to protein. Bases 39 to 896 code for a protein of 285 amino acids.
UAGUCUGCACAUCACGAUUCUGGUUUAAUUAUCGACACAUGGCCAAUACACUUUCCUUAUAUAGGACAGUUAAGCGGUUAGGAAUUCCUGACGAGAGGAUAAUACUCAUGCUGGCAGAUGACAUGGCAUGUAAUGCUAGAAACAAAUACCCUGCCCAAGUUUUCAAUAAUGAAAAUCAUAAGCUUAAUUUGUAUGGCGACAAUGUGGAGGUAGAUUAUCGUGGCUAUGAAGUGACAGUGGAAAACUUUUUACGAGUUUUGACGGGUCGUCAUGAGGCUGCUGUUCCAAGGUCAAAGCGUCUUCUAAGUGAUGAAGGGAGUCAUGUACUUUUGUAUAUGACUGGGCAUGGAGGUGAUGAAUUUUUGAAAUUUCAGGACUCUGAAGAGCUCCAGAGUCAUGAUUUAGCUGAUGCUGUGAAGCAAAUGAAAGAGAAGCGUAGGUUUAAGGAGCUAUUGAUAAUGGUGGACACUUGCCAAGCUUCAACUCUCUUCUCACAGCUUCAUUCCCCAGGUGUUUUGGCUAUUGGAAGCAGCAUGAAAGGAGAGAAUUCAUAUUCACAUCACUUAGACCCAGACGUUGGUGUUUCAGUUGUGGAUCGUUUUACAUAUUAUACUCUAGCCUUCUUCGAGAAGCUAAAUAUGUAUGAUAAUGCCUCCUUGAGCAGCCUUUUCAAUUCAUUUAAUCCAAAUUUGUUGAUGUCAACCGCAUAUUAUAGAAUGGACCUAUAUCAACGUAGUUUGGAGGAGGUACCUGUGACCAACUUCUUUGGUUCUGUAAUGGAAACAUUACAUACUGAUUCAGCAUACAGUUCCCACAGGAGUAUAGACGUUGGAGAAGCCAAAAUUAAAAUGUGCACAGAUCAACCAAUCUCUCUGGGAGCGACCGAAGAAUUUUGAGAAACAUGGAUAACAAGGAUCAAGUUAGUAGUAACUUAAGCACUGAGGAAAAUUCACGGCAUAUCUUUGGACAACUCUGGAAUUCUAUUGUCAGCAAAGCGACCACACCUGAAAGCGUUGAUGCAUUUGUGUGCCACUCCCUUCUUUUAAUGUUUGCUUUGUUCGUAGUUUCCACAUGGCUAUCACG